AUUUCCCCCACCCAUCCCUGAGGGCCAUGUUCCCUUUAGAAGUGGGGAACAUAGAGUGAGAGGUUAAGGGUCACUUUUGUUGGAUAUGCUCACUGCAGGAAGAAGCAGCUGGGACAGGCAGGAAAGGGUUAAACCAGGAAGUGAAUUCAGUCCAAAUCACAACCUGAAUGCAUGUGGAUGGGCUCUGAGCAGGAGCAGGCUCACAGCAAAUUCUCACCAACUUCAAAGGAUGUGAGGUGUCUUUAAGGGGCUCUUACAGACUUUGGGAAGAGGUGGGACUGUUCUUUGCUCUGGCAGCUGACAGCCAACCUUCCUGGGCACAGAAAGAAAGAGCUGGAGGCAAUGAGCGAAGGAUGAUGGGAUUUCUAUUGGGAAGUGGUCGAUGGUCUGUCUCUGCCUUAGUCAAUGGAUUGUCAGUGAAACUCCAGCCCAGAAUUGCCCAGCAGGAAAGAAUCGAUGAACUUCAUGUUUUGCAGCACAAGAGGAUCUUGGAAGUACCUCUGUUCACAGCAGCAAGAGCGAAUGAUGUUGGUGCCAUCAAGAAACUCCUGGAGUGUCACUCCGUUGACCCUUUUGAAAAAGGAGUGAUGGGUGAGACAGCAUUGCACAUAGCAGCUCUGUACGGAAAUCAUGAAGUUGUGACUAUGCUCCUUGAAAAAGUGCCAGACCUCAUCAAUGUGCCUGCCUCCUCGGACCUGUACGAAGGGAAAACAGCCCUGCACAUUGCUGUGGCAAACGAAAAUGUUCAUCUGGUGAAAGAGCUGAUAAACCGGGGAGCCGAUGUGGCAACAUCACGUGCACCUGGGAUCUUCUUUAGAAGAAAUGAAAAUAACUUAAUUUAUUACGGUGAGCAUGUGUUGUCUUUUGCUGCGUGUGUUGGGAAUAAAGAGAUUGUUCAAUUCCUGAUUGAGAACGGUGCAGACAUAAAGGCUCAGGAUUACCUCGGUAACACUGUUCUGCAUCAUCUGGCUCUGCAUGCCCGGCAUUACACAGCCCAGAUGUAUGAUUUCAUCCUGUCCCUCGAUCCAGAGAAUGGGAAUCCAGUGGAGAUGAUCACCAACAACAAUGGGCUGACUCCCUUCAAGCUGGCUGCCUUGGAAGGGAAUGUCCAGCUGUUCCAACAUUUAAUGAGAAAGAGGAAACGCCAGAUUGAAUGGUUUUUCAAACCUAUCUCUUCCACCUUCUACGACCUCUCUGGUAUUGAUUCUUGGGACGAUGACCACUCUGUCCUUGACCUGGUUUUGUGCAGUAAUGAAGUUGAGGCCCUGAAAAUCCUCAACCUCCCUCCGAUCAAAGCCCUGAUCCAUUUCAAGUGGAACAGAUAUGGAAAGUAUUAUUUCCGAACCAUUGCUGUCUUGUACUUCGUCUACAUUAUCAUAUUCACCUCCUGUUGCAUCUUUCGACCUCUCAUACCACGUCGUGACAAUGUCACAGACCCUAGGGACACACAGAUAUUGGAAGAAGCGCCACUAAAUCUGUGCUACAUAUCAAAUGAAGAUUACAUCCGCUUGGUGGGAGAGAUCAUUUCUGUUUUUGGAGCCAUAGCCAUCCUUCUGAUAGAAAGUGCCAACUUCUUACGAUAUGGAACAGCAGGAUAUUUCGGGAAGACCGUCCUUGGAGGCCCAUUCCAUGUUAUAUUAAUCUGCUUUGCGUUCCUGGUUCUGCUGAUCCUCCUCCUACGGCUGAUGAGUGCGGGUGCUGAGGGGUUCUUUAUGGCUCUUGCCAUCGCCUUGGCCUGGUGCAAUUCCAUCUACUUCUUCCGGGGAUUCCGGAUACUUGGGCCAUUUGCCAUCCUUCUCCAGAAGAUUAUUUUGGAGAAAUUUUUGACAUUUGUGAUACUGAUGGUGAUGGUGCUCAUUGGAUUUACAACAGCCCUUCAUAUGUCAUUCCAAGAGCUUGACCCUUCUGAGUGGAUUCGUUUUAAUGACUAUAAGAACCUGCUUUUUCUGAUGUUCAUGCUGUUUUUUGGACUGCUCGAUAUCCCGCUGAACUACGAGAAGUACACUCCCUUCAUGGUCAAGAUUCUAUAUGUGGCGUACAUUAUGAUGACUUUUCAGCUGAUGUCCAUUCUCUUCAUCUUCUUGAUUGCCCAGACACUACGGCGGGUGAUGAAGAAUUGCGACGUACUCUGGCAAGCGCAGAUUACAGCAUCGAUGAUUCAUCUCGAGCGGUGGCUUCCGAAAUAUUUCUGGUCUCGUGCUGGUGUCUGUGGGCUGCAGCUUGGACUCGACAACAGUUGGUAUAUCUGGGUGGAAGAUACAGUCGAUAGUGAUGCACAAAGCUGUAGCAGCCCCAAGUAUGGAAAAGUGGAAGAACAUCAGGAAUCUCCGAAGAAGGCUGAGAAAGAGCAAUCAUCGCCCGUUGGCAAUGAGACUGAGCCGAACUCCAGCGUGGAGCUGCACAUCCUCCAAUGCAGAUCCAGGGCACAGUUUUCAGACGUGACUUCCAAUGAGAUUAAAGACGCUGACUGUUACCUGUAAUUUCUGAGAGAUAUUCUGUGCCACUUCCAUCUGGGCUUUUACACAGUGGAGUAUCUGUUCCUUUUGCUAUCCCACAUGCAGGAGGGACAAUGGGACCUAUCGUACAUAAGCCUGCAGGUGGCAAAGAUAUCGGUUUGCUCAGGCAAAUAAUGCUUUGAUAAGCAGUUGAUGGUGAGGCCUUUCCAAAGUUUGUGCAAUGUUGCUGAGCUUCACAAUAUUUAUCAAGUAUCCUCCCCCUUCUGUGGUAUUUAAAGGAGUCUUACGAUUGUCCGAGAGGCUCAAAUGCUUUAUAAUAGACACCUUAGGAGUAAGUUAUAGGUUGGGUCCUAAUGGAGGGCUUGUGAGAUAGAGCAUUAUCCACAAAUUGGAAUCUAACCUUGACCUUCAAAUGGUUUAUAGGUUGGAUAGCAUAUAUCUGGGAGUGAUUGAAAAUUGUACAGAGUGUCUACAGAUUUCCUCAGAAUGGCGAAAUUACUGACAGUCUUUGUAUAAAAGGUAUUCCUUUGGUCAGUGCCAAGAUUGAAACUUUGAUUGCU
Molecule: messenger RNA, 3016 nt
Organism: Stegostoma tigrinum
Lineage: Eukaryota; Metazoa; Chordata; Chondrichthyes; Orectolobiformes; Stegostomatidae
Product: transient receptor potential cation channel subfamily V member 6-like
Exons: 15
Coding region: 354-2480 (708 amino acids)
Biological process (GO): calcium ion import across plasma membrane
Cellular component (GO): membrane
Molecular function (GO): protein binding; calcium channel activity
Source: RefSeq, a predicted model, not a curated record